AUGAGCGGUGGUCGACUUUGCACUUUGUUGGGAGAAUUGGGGUACGAAGGGUGGGAAGCAUUGGAUCCUGAUAGCUUCGAAUGGCCGUUUCAGUAUGAAGACACCCGCCCCCUUCUCCACUGGAUCUGCUCCAAUCUUCGUCCCUCCAAUGUCCUCUCCCUCUCUGAACUUUCCCAGUACGAGCAGUUCAAGGAAGAAGGGAAGCUGUUAGAGGGUGAGGAUUUGGACUUUGCUUACGACAGCAUUUCGGCCUUCUCUGAUAGGAGAGACAAUCAGGAGGCGGUUUUUGGUGCUGAGGAGGGAUUGAAAGAUAUCAAGGAGGCGACUCUGGCAUAUAGAGAGGAGGCCUUGGCCUUGCAGAGGCAACUGAGUCAUCUGCAAUCUCAGUUUGACAUGCUUUCAGGACAGGGUUCAGCAUUGACACAAGGAAGACGGGUGCGCCUUGCUGCAACUUCUAUUGUUAAUGGACACCUUGCCAAUAUCGAUGAUAGCCUUUCUGUCAGAAAUUUACAGGCAAAAGAUGGUAUAUAUUUGGCAUACUCAGACUUCAACCAAUUCUUGCUUGGAGACUCAUUAUGUCUAAAAGAGCUAAAUCAGUGGUUUGCUAAGCAACUGGACACAGGUCCAUUUCGACUUGUUGCUGAGGAGGGGAAAUCUAAAUGCUCUUGGGUGAAUCUUGACGAGAUCUCAAAUACCUAUGUUAGAGGUGUACAUGGUGGUCCUUACAAUUCACUUGUCUUUUUUCUCAUUCUCUACUACUCAAUACCAUUUGGCGUAAGUGAAAAACAAUGGGUUGAAGCACAGGUCGAGAAUGCCAAACAGCAGGCUAUUUUAAUGACUCUCAAAUCACAAGUAUCAUCGGAUGAAGCUCACAUUCAUCUUGAUCUUCAUUCUCUUAGGAGAAAACAUUCUGAAUUGAAAGGAGAACUUUCAAAUCUUUAUAGCCAUGAAGAAAAGCUGCUAUCAGAGACUAUCUCAGAUUUGUGCUGGGAGCUAGCUCAACUCCAAGAUACAUACAUUUUACAAGGUGAUUAUGAUUUGAAGGUCAUGCGACAAGAGUACUACAUUAACCGGCAGAAAGCAUUCAUAAACCAUCUCAUCAAUCUGCUUGCUAGGCAUCAGUUCUUAAAGAUAGCCUGCCAAUUGGAAAAGAAGCACAUGCUUGGAGCAUUUUCAUUGCUCAAGGUUAUUGAGUCUGAGCUGCAAGCAUACUUGUCUGCAACUGAGGGACGGGUGGGUCGUUGCCUGGCCCUGAUCCAAGCAGCAUCUGAUGUUCAAGAACAAGGAGGAGUACAUGACAGUGAUCAUUUCUUGCAUGCUAUUAGAGACCUGCUAAAAAUAUAUUCAAAUACACAAGCUUCACUGUCAACCUAUGUAUCAGCUCCUGGCAUUGUCCAGCAGAUAUCAGCUCUUCAUUCGGAUUUGAUGAGCCUUCAGUCGGACCUUGAGAAUUCUCUUCCAGAUGACAGAAAUAGGUGUAUUAAUGAACUGUGCAACCUUAUUCAAAGUCUGCAGCAACUGCUCUUUGCAUCUUCAACAACAGCACAACCAAUACUGACCCCUCGGCCAUUAAUGAAAGAGCUUGAUGAAAUGGAAAAGAUUAACGCAAAGCUGUCUGCUGCUGUUGAAGAGGUGACACUCGAGCAUGUCAAGAAGAAUGAGAUUGUGAAACAUCAUUCACAAGAAAUUGGACUUCAAAGACGAGUCUUUGUUGAUUUUUUCUGCAAUCCAGAGCGAUUAAGGAGCCAAGUUAGGGAACUGACUGCUCGGGUCAGAGCCUUGCAAAUUUCAUAG
Molecule: messenger RNA, 1794 nt
Organism: Sphenostylis stenocarpa
Lineage: Eukaryota; Viridiplantae; Streptophyta; Magnoliopsida; Fabales; Fabaceae
Source: the annotation of a GenBank genome assembly